CCGCGGCCAUGCAGCGCCGGGGCGCCCUGUUCAGCAUGCCGGGCGGCAGCGGCAGCAGGAAGAUGGCUGCAGGAGACAUCGGCGAGCUUCUGGUGCCCCACAUGCCCACCAUCCGCGUGCCCAGGUCCGGGGACAGGGUCUACAAGAACGAGUGCGCCUUCUCCUACGACUCCCCUAACUCUGAAGGUGGACUCUAUGUAUGCAUGAAUACAUUCUUGGCCUUUGGAAGGGAACAUGUUGAAAGACAUUUUCGAAAAACUGGACAGAGUGUGUACAUGCACCUGAAAAGACAUGUGCGAGAGGUAAGAGGGGCAUCUGGUGGAGCUUUGCCAAAAAGGAGGAAUUCCAAGAUUUUUUUAGAUCUAGAUACUGAUGACGAUUUAAAUAGCGACGAUUAUGAAUAUGAAGAUGAAGCCAAACUUGUAAUAUUCCCAGACCACUAUGAAAUAGCACUACCAAAUAUUGAGGAGUUACCAGCCCUGGUGACAAUUGCCUGUGAUGCAGUUCUCAGCUCAAAAUCUCCAUACAGAAAGCAGGACCCAGACACAUGGGAAAAUGAGUUGCCAGUAUCUAAAUAUGCCAAUAACCUUACCCAGUUGGACAAUGGUGUCAGGAUUCCUCCAAGUGGUUGGAAGUGUGCCAGAUGUGACCUGCGGGAGAACCUCUGGUUGAAUUUGACUGACGGCUCUGUCCUGUGUGGGAAGUGGUUCUUCGACAGCUCUGGGGGUAAUGGGCAUGCGCUGGAGCACUAUAGAGACAUGGGCUACCCUCUAGCCGUGAAGCUGGGAACCAUCACUCCCGAUGGGGCAGAUGUUUAUUCUUUUCAAGAAGAGGAACCUGUUUUGGAUCCUCAUUUGGCCAAACACCUAGCACAUUUUGGAAUUGAUAUGCUUCACAUGCAUGGGACAGAGAAUGGGCUUCGGGACAAUGACAUCAAGCCCAGGGUCAGCGAGUGGGAAGUGAUCCAGGAGUCGGGGACGAAGCUGAAGCCCAUGUAUGGCCCUGGGUACACGGGUCUGAAGAACCUGGGGAACAGCUGCUACCUCAGUUCAGUCAUGCAGGCCAUCUUCAGCAUCCCAGAAUUCCAGAGAGCGUAUGUAGGAAACCUUCCAAGAAUAUUUGACUACUCGCCUUUAGAUCCAACACAAGAUUUCAACACACAGAUGACUAAGUUAGGACAUGGCCUUCUUUCGGGUCAGUAUUCAAAGCCUCCAGUGAAAUCGGAGCUCAUUGAGCAGGUCAUGAAAGAGGAGCACAAGCCUCAACAGAAUGGGAUCUCUCCACGCAUGUUUAAGGCCUUUGUCAGCAAGAGCCACCCAGAGUUCUCCUCCAACAGGCAGCAGGAUGCCCAGGAAUUUUUCUUGCACUUGGUGAAUCUUGUAGAGAGGAACCGCAUCGGCUCAGAAAACCCGAGUGAUGUUUUUCGGUUUUUGGUGGAAGAGCGUAUUCAGUGCUGUCAGACCCGGAAAGUCCGCUACACGGAGAGGGUGGAUUACCUGAUGCAGUUGCCCGUGGCCAUGGAGGCAGCAACCAACAAGGAUGAACUGAUUGCCUAUGAACUAACGAGAAGGGAAGCAGAAGCCAACAGAAGACCCCUUCCCGAGCUGGUGCGAGCCAAGAUACCCUUCAGUGCCUGCCUUCAGGCUUUUUCUGAACCAGAAAAUGUUGAUGAUUUCUGGAGCAGCGCCCUACAAGCAAAGUCUGCCGGUGUGAAAACGUCCCGCUUUGCCUCAUUCCCAGAAUACUUGGUCGUGCAGAUAAAGAAGUUCACUUUUGGUCUUGACUGGGUUCCCAAAAAAUUUGACGUUUCUAUUGACAUGCCAGACCUACUUGAUAUCAGCCACCUCCGAGCCAGGGGGUUACAGCCAGGAGAGGAGGAACUUCCAGACAUCAGUCCCCCCAUAGUCAUUCCUGAUGACUCAAAAGAUCGGCUGAUGAACCAAUUGAUAGACCCCUCUGACAUCGAUGAGUCAUCAGUGAUGCAGCUGGCCGAGAUGGGCUUCCCUCUGGAAGCGUGUCGGAAGGCUGUGUACUUCACGGGAAACAUGGGAGCCGAGGUGGCCUUCAACUGGAUCAUUGUUCACAUGGAAGAGCCAGAUUUUGCUGAACCGCUGACCAUCCCUGGUUAUGGAGGAGCAGCAUCUGCUGGAGCCUCUGUAUUUGGUGCUACUGGAUUGGACAAUCAACCUCCAGAGGAGAUUGUAGCUAUCAUCACCUCCAUGGGAUUCCAGCGAAAUCAGGCUGUGCAGGCGCUACGAGCAACGAAUAAUAACCUGGAAAGAGCACUGGACUGGAUCUUUAGCCACCCUGAGUUCGAAGAAGACAGUGACUUUGUGAUUGAGAUGGAGAAUAAUGCCAAUGCAAACAUUAUUUCUGAGGCCAAACCUGAAGGACCUAGAGUCAAGGAUGGAUCUGGAAUGUACGAAUUAUUUGCAUUCAUCAGUCACAUGGGAACAUCUACAAUGAGUGGCCAUUAUGUUUGCCAUAUAAAGAAGGAAGGAAGAUGGGUGAUCUACAAUGACCACAAAGUUUGUGCCUCAGAAAGGCCCCCAAAAGACCUGGGCUACCUGUACUUUUACCGCAGGAUACCAAGCUAAACCUCACACAUACGGAUUGGCGAGAAGAAGCCAUAACGCCUUUUUAAUUUGCCAAAAAAACAAAAAAACAACAAAAAAAAAAAAAAAGAAAGAAAGAAAAAAAUUUGGGACAAGCCAACAUGAAGGAAUACAUGGGGUAUUUAUAGUUUAUUUAAAGAGCACGAUCAUUUGGCACCUUCUGAAAUAGAAUUGGGAAGAAAUUUCUAUUAGUGAUGAUACUCUAUUGUAGAUAGUUUUUAUAAACAUAGUUCAAGGAGAGGGUGAUAUAAACAAAGGUAUUCAUAUUGCUGGUGUGGCACCUACUAUCAGCACUGUUUUGCUUUGGGGGUCAAGAGAUAGUGGCCUCCAGAGAAAUCAAUCAAUGAGGCCCAUGGUAUGGCCUCACCUACAGUAAAUAAAAAGCCCACAUUUUGUUUCAUACAGAAAAUCAGCAACUGGGCUGGGCUUUACUUGUGGCAUAAUCUUUUUCAUUACGCACAAUAAUUUCUGACCUAUCCAUGUAUAAUAGAACAUCCACAGUGAAAGAUAUUUUUAAUUUAAAUCAUAUCAAAAUUCAUAAUAACGACUGUAUGAAUGUGUGUGAGAGUGAGCGAGAGUGUGCGACCUUUCUAGUCCACUAGGAAAUCUGUGAUGGGUUGGCGUUUGAAGGCUAAAUAGUUGGUAUUAAGCAUAUCUGGAAAAGGCAAGUUACUAUUUUGACAAAACUAGAACUCAGGAACAGCUAAAAAAAAUUAGUUCCCCACUUAGAUUUUAAGGAGUAAAAAGGGCUGAGUUAUCCCCUGUAAGUGUUUUCAAGAGAAAUUCACUUGGGAUUGUGACAUUUGGUGGUAUAAUGCCACACGUCCACAGGAGCCUAUGAUCGUCCUUUGCCAAAGGUGGAUGAAUUCUCUUUUUCUUAGCAGCCCAUUCCCCAAAAGGUGUAGUGUUUAUUUUUAGUUAGAAUAGCUAUUCUCUUCUUACACCACGUGGCAAUUCCUUGGAAUCAUGUUUUACACCCCAACUUUGUGUGUCAUUCUCUCGUCUCUGAGCUCUUUGCUUGCCUCCCUGUCCAUGCUUUUCUGGGGCCAGUCUUGUUUGUGCCCUGUUUGGUUUGUCACCUCAUUGACUUGCCCUCAAUGCUUAUUGGCUAUGACCAACAAUGUGAUACAAAGACACUUAAUAUGUCAUUGUAAAAGGCCACCCUUUCUAUUUUGGUUAUUUAAGUAUUUUAGGUGCAACCUGGGAUUAUAUCAGAGUUUCUAAUACAAAUACAAAUGAGGAAUAAUUUUCCUACUGCUUUGUACCAAAUCCCAGAGUCUCUGGAGUUUCUAUUUCAGAUUAUUCAGUCAAAUGAAGAAGAAUUAAUUGCUGUCCGCUUAACCCGUGUUUGUUCAAAUUGAUAGGAUCUUUCUAGAAACUGUAGGAAAAUAAAGCAGAACCAAUUGGGGGAAAUGAAGCACAGGCAUGAGAUUGGGAUGUGUGAUGAGUCUGGAGUAAUCGGGAUUGGUGGUGAUCAGGCCCUGGCUCACAGGAGAUCAUUUAUGCCCUGUGAGCGAGGGAUGAGGGCUGGAGCCCAUGACCUUCAGACCUGGGUGCUGCCCCUGACUGGUGUGGGCAAGGCCUUAUCCUCCCUGUGCCUCACUCUCCUCAUCUGCACAAUGGUGUAUGACAUCUGCCCUCUCUUUCUAGUCGUGCUGUGGGGCUCUGAUGAGAUUUGAGCCUUCACAGGUAGAAGGUGUGGCCCACGGGGGGUCCAGUAGAGCAUGCUCCCUGCCUGAUGAGAUUGGCAGAAGGGGGGAGCUCAUGGUGCAUUCUCUACUACACUGUGCCCAAUGGUGUCACCUUCUGGUGUUGACUCAGAGGUCCUGAGCAGACCCAUUCUCUUGCACAGGCCCCUGACUCUGGUGGGAAUCCCCACACUAAGUAGCCUUACAAAAUCCAGUGCCCUUGGGGCCAACUAUUGUGAAUAAUGUCUCCAAAUACUCAUCAAAAAUGACUUGUUUUCAAUGAUGUUGCAAAGCCAAAGGCCUUUUGGGGGCAGGAGGGGACAAAUUUAGAUUGCAAUGUAUACAAAGACAGCAUGUGUAUUUUGAACAAACUGAAAAUUUUGUAAUAAAAUUUUCCAAAAUU
Messenger RNA from Marmota flaviventris (yellow-bellied marmot), 4706 nucleotides. The record is from RefSeq and is a predicted model, not a curated record. Lineage: Eukaryota; Metazoa; Chordata; Mammalia; Rodentia; Sciuridae.